This is a messenger RNA of Emericellopsis cladophorae, 741 nucleotides long. RefSeq lists its product as uncharacterized. The record is from RefSeq and is a predicted model, not a curated record. Lineage: Eukaryota; Fungi; Ascomycota; Sordariomycetes; Hypocreales; Bionectriaceae. Bases 1 to 741 code for a protein of 246 amino acids. The transcript has 2 exons.
AUGGGCCACUGUCACGAAACCGCCACCACCACUCAUGACCAGGGUCAGUCGCUGCCCAUCACUCUGUACGCCACGCCGAUAGGGACCCAGUCCAAGUUCCUCGGCGUCCGCAAGCCCUUCAAGCCGCUUGGACACUGGGCGAUCUGCAUCCAGGGCUACUGCUACGAGCUAACCAGGAAGGCGAAGAGUGCACCCAAGAAGGACCCCGCGUAUAGGGUGAAUUGCGAGCCCGAGGAGAGCUGGCUGGCCAGGAAGGUCGAGCAGCAGCGAGAGUGCGUACCGAGUCACGUAGGCUCGACCGCUGGGUACCUCUCGCCCGAGACCAUCUCUUAUAUCGGCGAGCUCAUCUGGGUCAGGGCGCUCCAGCAGAAAUACGUGUACGACGAGAACAACUGCCAGGUCUUCCUUCGUCUGCUGGUCGACCUCAUCGGGGACCACGCCACCCGGGUCGCGUUCCCAGCGUUCCUUGACCAAUUUGUCAAGUGGGCGGGCAUCGGCCGCGACGCUGCCUUUUACACGUUUGCCGCGGGUGCCUCGGUCUUUGCGGCCGGUGUGUCGCUCACGGUUGCCCCCGUCGAUACCUCGGGCUCAGCCGCCCUGGCGUUCGCCGCGUCCACGCAAAUGGUGCUACAGAACAGCACGGCUUUGCUGAACCUGCGGCACGGCAAGGAGAAAUUCAUCAAGAAGGCACAGGAGGAGAUUAGAACGGAGCUCGUGGAAGAUCACAUUCUGAGCGCCUGA